AUGGCCGACCUGAGAAAUGACGGUCAGUUGCCUUCUGUUCCGGAGGGAGUCAUGCUGUCGUCGCAGUCGAACCCUGGCGUUGAGGCGACCAUUCCGCCGGAUACACAGCGUCGUUCGACGACGGUCUUGCCACAUUCUCCAUUCAUCACCAGACGAGAACGGCGCGAUUCUUUGAACGAGCGAGCAGCUAAAGGACCCGUUCACUACGGUGUCGUCAAGUAUUUCUGCCGCGAACAAGGCCAUGGUUAUAUAACGUCGUAUGAAACCGGCGAGGACGUGUUCGUUCAUAUUUCAGAGUACGUUUCGCUUUUGCCUACUGUAGAGUUUAAGCAA
Molecule: messenger RNA, 333 nt
Organism: Soboliphyme baturini
Lineage: Eukaryota; Metazoa; Nematoda; Enoplea; Dioctophymatida; Soboliphymatidae
Source: the annotation of a GenBank genome assembly